Messenger RNA from Corvus hawaiiensis (hawaiian crow), 405 nucleotides. Its product is annotated as cell wall protein DAN4-like. Lineage: Eukaryota; Metazoa; Chordata; Aves; Passeriformes; Corvidae. The record is from RefSeq and is a predicted model, not a curated record. The annotation marks the transcript as partial. The transcript is spliced from 4 exons.
AUGGGAAAGGCUUUGGAAGCCUCUUCUGCUUGGCCAGAGACGUCUUCACUUUUGACAACCUCCACAAUCCUCUCGACUGCAGCACAAACUUCCAGCCUAAAGCCUUCAGCCACCACUCCAACUCCAUCCAGUCCUGCUGGAAUAUCCACACCUGAGAAGAUCACAACAUCGGCAACAGAGGCAACCUCCGCGACCACCACGGUCCUUGCACAAACGUCUUCCUCUGCUCCUGGGACAAGCCCAACUUCUGCCAGCACUGUGACUCUUCCUCGGAGCUCUACCACUGCUGCGGGUCGAUCCACAUCCAGCACUGAGACCACCACUGUUUCCAUCACAACUCCGGCAACAGAGGCAACCUCCACGACCACCACGGUCCUUGCACAAACGUCUUCCUCUGCUCCUGGG